Messenger RNA from Scleropages formosus (Asian bonytongue), 4206 nucleotides. It is a transcript of the gene tcf3b, whose product is annotated as transcription factor 3b. NCBI's taxonomy places the organism in Eukaryota, Metazoa, Chordata, Actinopteri, Osteoglossiformes, Osteoglossidae. Gene Ontology annotation, cellular component: transcription regulator complex; chromatin. Bases 624 to 2519 code for a protein of 631 amino acids. The transcript has 20 exons. The record is from RefSeq and is a predicted model, not a curated record. Gene Ontology annotation, biological process: regulation of transcription by RNA polymerase II. Gene Ontology annotation, molecular function: protein dimerization activity; DNA-binding transcription factor activity, RNA polymerase II-specific; RNA polymerase II cis-regulatory region sequence-specific DNA binding.
UCUCGUGCUGCUCCUGCUCUAUCGCAGCUAACUUUUCGUAGGUUUUCAUCCGCUAACGAGCAUAGUUCCGAAGCGCAGUUGUAUUCAGCUACAUACGCUCGUUUUUAAUGGCACCAAAUUAACACGAAUCGGCGAUGCCUUAACUGGAAUCACCGUUUCACGCCUUUCGCGGCCCGAGCGAAAAAUGACAAGCUUUUAGUUCGGGUGUGUGAAAUUGGACACCGCUCGCGUUGAGCUCCCCUUUUCGUGCGGAAGGAUACGGUGUUGGGUCUGACAAUGUGGAUGGAGGUUGUUAAGAUGUCUUCUCGGAGGAUGAAAUGAACUCGAUUGUCGCGACGAAAAGGAAUACCGCAGAGCCGUAGUUCGGAUGCGAAAAGGCCGUUUUUUUCUACGCGAAGGACUCCGGCUGAAGGGGCGAGCAUUGCGGAGGUGGAGAACCCGAGCUGACCUGCUGAUAUUUUCCGCUUGAAGCCGUGUGACUGAAUUCUCUUGAAGUUUUAUGUUCUUCUUCCCUCCUGCGAGGUGCAGUCUGAGUCUUUUUGUACUGUUGGAUGCCAGACGUUUGAAAAACCAAAAAGCGAACAAACAAAGAAAAGGCUUGUUUCUGGUUGAGACUGAGUGGCAUGAACGAGCAGCAGCACAGAAUGGCUGUAGUGGGAACAGACAAGGAACUCAGUGACCUCCUGGAUUUCAGUGCGAUGUUUGCUCCACCAGUGCCUAAUGGGAAGAACAGACCAACCACGCUUGCCAGCAGCCAGUUUGGCGGAUCAAGUAUGGAUGAGCGCAGUGGUUCUGCAACAUGGGCUGCUACGGAACAGAACAGCCCUUCCUUCAGUCAGGGACGGGCCUAUGGAGAAAGCUCCCACUACAAUGAGCAUGAGGGGCUCUCCUCCCCCUUCCUCAGCUCAGGGAUCAUUGGUAAAAACGAAAGGGGACCUUACUCUUUUGGAGCUCAGCCUGGGUUUCUGAACAGUGACAUGGCCUUGCCCAGUCCAGAUGCCAUGUCACCCUCCGAUCUAAAAUCCGCCUCCCAGUUCUACCCCCCAUAUCCAAGCAACCCCCGAAGGCGUCCUGCUGAAGUCAGCAUUGACACUCAGCCAAAGAAGAGGAAAGUUCCUGGCCUUCCGUCGUCAGUCCAUGCCUCAACAUCUGGGGAAGAAUAUCACCGCGACAACACGGGGUAUCCUUCCUCCAAACCCGGGGCAGUGUACCCUGGCUCCUUCUACGUGCAAGAGGGCCUGCACCCGGACCCCUGGGGCUCAUCUGGACCACCUGGCCAGCUGGGCUACACCCCAAUGCUGGGCAGCUCCACUCACAUUGGCCAGCCUGGACCCUUUGCUGCCAUAACCCACCAAGACAGGAUGAAUUACCCUCUCCAUGGCAGUGAUGUGAACAGCAGCCUGCCCUCUGGCUUCCAUUCUAAUUCAGGGGGGUAUGGAGUGUCCAACCACACACCCCCUAUCAACGGUGCAGACAGUCUAAUGGCCAACAGAGGCACCGCGACAGGAAGCUCGGGAGAUGAGAUUGGAAAGGCUUUGGCUUCGAUCUAUCCCCCUGACCACAACAGCAGCAACUUCCCUUCCACCCCAUCUACGCCGGUGGGCUCUCCUCAGGGUGUUGCUGCUGCAUCUCAGUGGUCCCGGCCUCCAGGUCAAGCUACGCUGUCACCAAGCUAUGAGGGUGGGCUGCAUGCAUUGAACAAGGUAGAAGACCGCCUAGAUGAGGCUAUCCAUGUGUUACGCAGCCAUGCAGUGGCAGGGUCCCACUCUGACAUGCACAAUCUGCUGAACCCUGUGUCUUCUGUGCCCAAUGGGGGGCUGGGGGCGCUGGCGCCCUCUUUUUCCAGUGGUGGACUGGCUCUGGGCAGCCGGCAUCCUGCCAUGGUGGGCAGUCACCAUGAGGACCCUGCUAGCCUGCCCCCAAACAAUGCUCUCCUACAUGGUCAUCAUGCCUCUGUCCCUACUCAGCCUGGAGGACAGCCUGAGGGAUUUUCCAGCCUGCCUGGGGGCAUCGUCCGCUCUGCUAACUCCUCCAGCAACUCCGAUGUCAAGAGGGAGGACAAGGAAGAAGAUGAGAACUCUGUUGCGGACAAGUCGGAAGAUGAGAAGAAAGACGGGAAAGGUGCUCGUACACGCACAAGUCAAGAUGAAGAUGAAGAGGAUCUACCUGCCGAAGUGAAGAUUGAGCGGGAACGAGAGCGACGGGUGGCCAACAAUGCCCGUGAGAGGCUGCGAGUACGAGACAUCAACGAAGCCUUCAAGGAGCUGGGCCGUAUGUGCCAGCUGCACCUGAGCAACGAUAAACCUCAGACCAAACUACUCAUCCUGCACCAGGCCGUCAACGUCAUUCUCAACUUGGAGCAGCAAGUGCGAGAGCGAAACCUGAACCCCAAGGCUGCCUGUCUGAAGCGCAGAGAGGAGGAGAAAGUGUCAGGGGUGGUGGGAGACUCUCAGAUGCAGCUAUCAGGGGGACAUCCUGGACUCGGUGGAGAUGGGCACAACCCUGUCAGCCAUAUGUAACGCUCAGAUCCUGUGGAAUUUCCUAGGUUUUAGGAAGAUGUGGCCUUACAAUAUUCUUCCAUCAUUCUUCUAAGUGUGUGCAUAUGUUGAUGUCUGUGUAUAAACAAGUAAUCAAUGCACAUACUAAAUUUUUACGUACUCACAUUCAUACUGCCAAAACUGACACAGCCAACUGACCGCACUCUUGACCAGUGCUACCAGCGCAAAUGUGAAUUCCCCCCCUUUACGUGGGUAUUUGCUUCCAUAAUUGUAUGGAACAUUGAAAUAGUCUUUUUUCUUUUUUUUCUUUUUUUUUUGCGCAAAUGGACACUUUGACACUGCCCAGGAAGUUGCUCGGAGGAAGAGAUCUUUCAAACAGAUGAAAUUAUGAAGCUUUGUGCCUAGUCACAUUUUGUAAGAGACGUUUAAACAAAAUGACAACUUUUUGGAACAAAAUGUUUUGGACUUGCUUAUUUAAGCAGUUGUGGUUUUCAUUUGUUUGGUUUUUAAAUGUAGUUUAUAAUUCAUAUUCGAAAAUAUGUCAUACAGCCCCUGCAGAAUGGAUCUGAAUAUAAUGCCUGAGUUCUAGAAGAUUUCUAAAAUUUUUUUCUAGCUUGAUCUCUGUAAAAACAAUAAUUGGCAGUCACAAGAAUUGGUGAGUGCUUUCUUACCAUCUUGGAUUUACCAAUUUCAGAGUCAUUGAGGAAGACAGUUCAUCUGUUCCUUACCCAAAUUCAAACAUGCAGAGACCCUGCAGUAUUGUCCCCCCAUAGAGUGUCUGUAGAGGGACAUGUUGGUUUGUCUGCAACAAGAAAUUGCUCUGUUUAGGUAUGUUUAUAUGAGUAGCUUGGCUUUGUUUGUAAUGUCAAGACUGACAGGGCAGUUCAGGCUCAGUUGGUCUGUUAAAAUUGCUGUCCAGUGAGAUGCAUAUGUCAUAUCUAGUAUUUUGUUUCCUUUAGCUUCUUAUUUUUGCAGUGUAUUGAUAGUGAAGGCAGGGCCGCACAACUCAACCAAGUUUUUACUUUCAGCACCACUUUCAGCAUUAGCUCAACGUAGGUUACUUGCAGACUCUCAAAGCACACAAGCAGUAUCCAAUUUGAACAAAGUAUAUGUCACUUUCUCUUUUUUGAAGAUGAAGACACCCUCCCUUGCCACAUCAGAAUAGAUGACUUUGAGAGAAUGAUGGAUCUGCGUGUAGGGGGAUCUUUCACUCAGACAUCUCUGAAGCACCUCGCACUGGCCUGCGCAUACUGUACAUCUAUUCAGGCCUGCUUUGUUUUCCAGGGAAGUGUACUGCUUCAAAACACCUUCAUGUUGAGACUUACCAGUUUUAUCUGUAUCGAAGUCCUUAAAAUUAUUUUAUGUAAGAUGCGUAAAAUAUAUUCUAUAUUUUUAUCAGAUUGUACAUUUCAGUUGGUUAAAGAUUAACAAGUUGGGAGUAUAUUAUAUUAGGAAAUGGAAAGGAGUUAAAAUUGCUCCUUUUUUAAAAUCUUUCAUUUGCCAUUCUCUCAGACAUUGUUAAAAAAGAAUGUCAUAUCUUUCAUUUUGUUUUAAACUUAUAUUGAACUAAAGAUGGUCUUCACCAGUUUACUUGCUCUUUCUAGUUGUCUCACCAGUGAGUUGUCUCUUAAUGCUUUUGGGGAGUUUAAUUUCAGCUGUAUUUAGAUUCAUUUAGCUGAUGCUUUUCUCCAAAGCGACUUAGUGCUAU